This is a messenger RNA of Entelurus aequoreus (snake pipefish), 2527 nucleotides long. Its product is annotated as DNA polymerase delta subunit 4-like. The record is from RefSeq and is a predicted model, not a curated record. The transcript has 5 exons. Gene Ontology annotation, cellular component: delta DNA polymerase complex. Lineage: Eukaryota; Metazoa; Chordata; Actinopteri; Syngnathiformes; Syngnathidae. Gene Ontology annotation, biological process: DNA synthesis involved in DNA repair; DNA-templated DNA replication. Gene Ontology annotation, molecular function: DNA-directed DNA polymerase activity. The coding region runs from base 216 to 539 and encodes 107 amino acids.
AAGGAGCAGGAGGAUUAUCUUGGAGACGUCACAUCUACGGCGUGUUAUGUUUUUGUUUUUUUCGUCAGAAAGAAGACGCAUUUUUUUAUUAUUAUUAUGAGUUUUUCUUCAACUAAUUAGACUUAUCUAACCAGCACAUAACCUGAAGAGGCGUGAACUUUUUAAAAUUUGAUACCGCCGAAUAAAAACAAAGAAGAAAAAGGACAUCUGUCGUCAUGACGACCAAGAGUGGCCUUAUAACUGACUCAUUUAAAGUCGUGAAGAAAGAAAGAAAAGUGACAAAAAAAGAUAAGGGACCCAUUGCUCCUUCAUCACAGGACACUGUGACUGAAACAUGCCAACAUGAAGAGCAACAGAAACUACAACAGUUUGACCUUGACUGGAGAUUCGGGCCCAGUACAGGGAUCAGCAGGCUGCAGAGAUGGGAGAGGGCAAAGCUGCAUGGUUUGGAUCCACCUGAGGAGAUCCGGGACUUGCUUCUACAAAACCAAACUGAUCCAGAGUACAAUCUAAGUUUAUGGCGUGAAUAUCCCUUGUGAGGACCAACGAAGAAGAAGAUAACUUCACUAUCAAGGAUUGUAUGUUAACAUACUUGCACUGAAUGUAUAAAGGGUGUCGCUAAAAUCUGGAAAUAUAGUAUACAUAAUACAUUAUACUAAAAUAAAUAAAUAAAUAAUAAUAAACUAUAAAAACACAAAAUCAUUGUUUUGACAAUUAAAAUUAAAUACUUUAACUUAAAUAUAAUAUAAAUACCGGUAAUUGAAAUGUUUUAAAUAAAAUAAUAAUGAAAAUAAAUAUUUAUAUUAUAUAGGAUAUGAAUAUAAUAAAUAGAAAAAAAUACGACACCCUGUAGUUUCAUACACUACCGGCAUACACAAUCCUAAGGAUUUUGAAUACAGCUUGGACAGUUACGACAUUUUAACAGUCAGAGGAGUAAUCAUUUAGAAACAAUUUAAUUCUUGCAUUUGUAUUCUGCAAUGGUGAAACAUGUCAUAAUCUCUCAUAAUAAUUUUCUAUUCUGCUUGUCCUCAUUAAUGGAAGCCGGUGUCUAUCCCAGCUGGCUUCGGCUGCUGCGGAAAUAUAAAGCAACUGUCCAUUGUCAGCAAAGUCUAACUUGUACAAAACUGUAUGUUCCUUCCCAGCAGGCAUUAGACAUUGAUGCAGUGUUGUUUUUAUACAUACAUGUCCUUUAAAACUGACUUUGAAACAACAUUGCAAUAUAGUAGUAUUUGUAAAUUGAUACAAUUUUGAUGUCCAACGUUGGAACCACAUUGUUGGUUGGGAAAUGACUAAAUUUCAAUGGUCAAAUCAAUGUUGCAACCUGACAUUGAAUAAUAAUAAUAAACGUAGUCAAAAAGCAUGUUGUUUCAACAUUGCAUUUGUGUUGUAGAAUAUUGGUUGGGAAAUGGCCAAAUUUCAGUGGUCAAAUCAACGUCAGAACUCGUCAAAAAACAUGUUGUUUCAACGUUAUGUUUGAGUUGCUUAAUGUCAGAACCUAAUCGGUAGGUUGUGAGUUCAAACCCCGGCCGAGUCAUACCAAAGACUAUAAAAAUGGGACCCAUUACCUCCCUGCUUGGCACUCAGCAUCAAGGGUUGGUAUUGGGGGUUAAAUCACCAAAAAUGAUUCCCGGGCGCGGCACCGCUGCUGCCCACUGCUCCCCUCACCUCCCAGGGGGUGAACAAGGGGAUGGGUCAAAUGCAGAGGACAAAUUUCACCACACCUAGUGUGUGUGUGACAAUCAUUGGUACUUUAACCUUUAACCUUUAAUUCACCAAGUUCUCAAUGUAGUUUGAAUCUCUUGUGUCCGCUGGGUUAUUAUGAUUGUAGUUUUUAGUGCAUUCCAUGCAAGCUUUUAUUGUUGUAGUUCCUGUAAACACGUUUCCUGUGACCAGGGUUCACACCUGGAAGAUGCCCGAUAUCAUCCAAACUUCUAGUGGUUCCCUGUGUAGACAUGAGUCCUCCAUUUCUGCGCUAGUACUUCCUUUUUAUCUUAUUCCUAGCUUUUGCACAUUUAGUGUCCUUCACCCUCUUUUACGGAUUAGUUUUUGUUCCUUGUUUCUCCAGCGUAUUCCUGGACUAACUUGUUGCUCUAUUCCUGGCUACUAAAUGGUAAAUGGGUAUAUAGCGCUUUUCUACCUUCAAGGUACUCAAAGCGCUUUGACACUAUUUCCACAUUCACCCAUUCACACACACAUUCACACACUGAUGGCGGGAGCUGCCAUGCAAGGCCCUAACCACGACCCAUCAGGAGCAAGGGUGAAGUGUCUUGCUCAAGGACACAACGGAUGUGACUAAGUUGGGAUCGAACCAGGAACCCUCAGGUUGCUGGCACGGCCACUCUCCCAACCUCGCCACACCGUCCCCUACCAAAACCCUCUUCACUUCUAGUUUGGAUGUUGAUUGUUAUUUUGAUUUCUAUAUUUUUUUCACAGAUCUGUCUGUGGAUCUUUGUACUUUAUUUUCAACACACUUAUAUCUGCCGUUGUUUGGGUAUUUUGCAUUACCUUAAAUAAAUGGUUUGUGGUU